Amphimedon queenslandica is the source of this 490-nucleotide messenger RNA. RefSeq names its product serine--tRNA ligase, chloroplastic/mitochondrial-like. Gene Ontology annotation, biological process: seryl-tRNA aminoacylation. Gene Ontology annotation, molecular function: serine-tRNA ligase activity; ATP binding. The coding region runs from base 73 to 387 and encodes 104 amino acids. The record is from RefSeq and is a predicted model, not a curated record. NCBI's taxonomy places the organism in Eukaryota, Metazoa, Porifera, Demospongiae, Haplosclerida, Niphatidae. The transcript has 4 exons.
AUAUACAUGUACAUGUGGGAAUGAUAUUUAGAAUUUUGGAAAAUUAUUUAUUUUAUUCAUAGGGUCCUAGAUAUGCCCACAGAAGACUUAGGAGUACCUGCUUAUAGGAAGUUUGACAUUGAAGCAUGGAUGCCUGGUUUAAAUAGAUAUGGAGAAGUUACCAGUGCUUCUAAUUGCACUGAUUAUCAAAGCCAAAGAUUAAAUAUAACUUAUAGAAUGAAAGAUGUUUCUGUAUCUAAAUAUAAAACAUGUCCUGAUUGGAAAUAUGUACACACAGUUAAUGGAACAGCUUGUGCUGUCCCUCGUACAUUAAUAGCAUUACUGGAAACACAUCAAAAGGAGAAUGGCUCUUAUUCAUUGCCUGAUGUAUUAGGCGUCAAACUCUAGAACAAAGAAUGAAUACUACACAGUUGCAUGCAUUUGUUUUUUUUACUCAAAAAUUCUUUGCACAUCUUACAUCUUUUACCAUGUUAAUAUGUAGUUGCCAAAA